Messenger RNA from Etheostoma cragini (Arkansas darter), 2058 nucleotides. Its product is annotated as lysosomal acid phosphatase-like. The record is from RefSeq and is a predicted model, not a curated record. Gene Ontology annotation, molecular function: acid phosphatase activity. Gene Ontology annotation, biological process: lysosome organization; dephosphorylation. Bases 67 to 1872 code for a protein of 601 amino acids. The transcript is spliced from 14 exons. Gene Ontology annotation, cellular component: lysosome. Lineage: Eukaryota; Metazoa; Chordata; Actinopteri; Perciformes; Percidae.
UAGAUCUGAAACUAACAAACAGCCAUCGGUUAGCAAGCGUAGUUCUCCAGUUUUAAAGACGACAACAUGGUGCCUGCUGCGGUGCUCUUUCUUUUAACUAUCAGUUCUGUCUGUGGAGAAGCUGCAGCAAGGAAACUUGUCUAUGUGACUGUGUUGUUUCGGCAUGGUGACAGGUCUCCAGUCAAAGCAUACCCUACCGACCCACACCAAGAGAGCAGCUGGCCACAAGGGUUUGGACAGCUUUCACAGAUGGGGAUGCAGGAGCAGUUUGGUCUGGGCCAGUUUCUGAGGAAACGAUACAAAGGAUUCCUUAACGACUUCUAUGACAGACACGAGAUCUACAUUCGCAGCACAGACCAGGAUCGCACCCUGAUGAGUGCCGAGGCCAACCUUGCAGGUCUCUACCCGCCCACUGGUCACCAGGUCUUUAAAGAAAACUUGAUGUGGCAGCCAAUCCCUGUACACACAGUGUCGCAAAGUGAAGAGAGGCUACUCUCUUUUCCUUUGGGUGACUGUCCUCGCUACGAACAGUUGAUGAACGAAACUAAACGCACGGAGGAAUUUAUUAAUGUCACCAAUACAUACCAGGACAUUAUAGAUCUGGUGAAGAAGAAAACCGGACUGAAUGAGAUUAAUGUGGAAUCAGUCUUGAGCGUGUAUGACGCACUCUUCUGUGAGUCCCGUCACAACAUGUCCGCUCCUGACUGGGUGACUCCUGAUGUCAUGGAGAAGCUCAGAGUGCUCAACGACUUUAGUAUUCAGGUUAAAUUUGGGGUCUACAAACAACAAGAGAAGAGCCGGCUGCAGGGAGGUAUCCUGCUGGGUGAAAUAGUAAAAAAUCUUUCCAAGAUGUCCGCCCCAGACCAGAAUCAGAGACUGAAAAUGAUAAUGCUAUCAGCGCAUGACACCACUGUAGUCGCUCUUCAGGCCAGCUUGAAUGUGUUCAAUGGAAUUGAGCCGCCAUUUGCCUCCUGUCAAAUAUUUGAGCUGUACAGGAACAAUGACUGCUCUUUUUCAGUGUCGAUGUUCUACCGGAAUGACAGCACAGUGGAGCCGUACCCUCUGCAGUUACCAGGCUGCUCCCUUGACUGCCCCCUAGAUGAGUUUAUGAGAAUUACAAAGUUCUCUAUUCCAGAAGACAGGGACAAAGAGUGUCAAGUACAUUCUGAAGGCAGAGAUAAAGCUCCUUUUUCCACACCCACAGAGGAUCCAAUGCCUCCACAGGGAGCUGCUGUUUCAAUGGAACUGAACCAAGUCUCAAGUAUCAAAGAAAUCUUUAACUACAACCAGGCAGUGUUGAAGUGUACCAUUACUGGACAGGACCAGAAUGUGUUAAAUCAAAUUCAAAUCACUUGGCAAAUCGAUGGAUCCCCUGUGACCAACUACAUCCAAACAACACAGUCGGCAGGCAGCAGAGUCAGCACAAUGACUCUUACCCGAGAUGAGUGGAUGAGAUCCAGAGAGGUGCGCUGUUCUGCCAAGAAAGACGGCAUGACACCAGUUAUUCAAAUUCUGACCUUCUGCGAAAGAGAUGGGAACAAUCCAGAAGUAACAGUCCACGUUCUCCAAGAGGAGGACAUCAAAAAUGAGGUCACUCUGGUGUGUCUGGUCUUCAAUCCGGUGCAGCAGGAUUACUACAUCACCUGGUUAGAAGAAGAUGGAAACAAACCCUCCUACUAUGCUGAAGGCAUUAACUUCACCCCAGUGAAGUCCCAACAAGGAUACUCAGUUGCAAGUGUUUACACCACCACCAAAGACAAGUGGGACAAGUCCUACACUUUCUCCUGCCAGACAUUUUCUGGUAGUUGCAAGAACCCUACAAUAUCCACGGCAUCUAAGGCCCAAAAUAACGCCGUUGAAUGUGAGAUAUGAUAGAAAUGUAAAUGUUAGAUUCAGCUUUAAACUUGGCAGUUUGUACUAAUGUGUUCUGUCUCUGUGUGUACUCUGCAAUGAGAACCUGUUUUUGUGAUUGUAAAAUGGUCAAUUUACUAUUGUUUGUCAUACUGUUUCAAUCUGUCUACGUCACGUUGUCUAACAGCUUGAGAAGUGUGCUGACUG